AUGUCUGCUCAGCCUGGCCAUCAAUAUCCGGCAAAGGAGGGUUCUAAAAUCCCCGGAGACCCUAUCGUUGGAGUGGUGACAACAGGCCCCAGCGAUCGAAAUGCUAUUGUUGACCCUAUCAUCCAGGUGUCUGCCCAGGGCUUGGAUGAUAGGCGAGCUACUGAGGCAAAAACAUUGGCAAGGCAACAGAGGUGCCAAUCCGAAAGUGGAUCGCGACUGGGCGGAUUCCCUUGCACUAAGCCAGCAAAGAGCGGAAGAGAAAGAUGGGGUACAAAAGCUCUCGUCGAUUCCUUGCGAGAACGCGACCCCGCCACUCUAACGCCAAGGGACAAGGCUCUUCAAAAGAAGCAUGCCUACAUUGUCCGGAGGUAUGAGCGACUCCGUGAGGAGAAAGUCUCGAAUGCUUCCGGAAGUUUGGCCGCGGUCUCUGGAAAAGCCACCAACUCCGAAAAAAGGGACGCUGUAACCAAACCCCCCUCUGAGGGCGGUAGCAGUCUACCGACGAAGAAAGCUGCUCCCCUUUCCGCUGUUGGAAACAACAAGCCGUCGCAAUCACUGACGCCCAAGGCGCCGAAGACCGCGAGGCCAGUGUUUCCACGGCUGGACGGGGAUAAGGCCUCGACGUCGGCAGCUGCUAUUGCCUCCGGUGGUAAGGGACCGGUUGCACGCACUCCGAAGAGACAACUAUCUGGCGACAAGAAGACACAGCCUGAGCAGAAGCGGGUGAAAACUUCAUCAACCUUAUGCUCAGCACCAGAGCUCCAGGUAGCAAUCAUAGACCGAAAUCACCCGGAAGGAAAGAUUCCGACGGACAAAUGGUUGCUCCUGGAAGAAAAGAUUAUGAGGGCACUACUUGGCGAAAUCCAGCGUACCAAAAACAACAACAUUGGUAUGUUUGAUGGAGCCAAGUGGCAGAAGGGAGUCAAAGUUGUUGGAUGCGGUAACUAG
This is a messenger RNA of Rhagoletis zephyria (snowberry fruit fly), 948 nucleotides long. RefSeq lists its product as uncharacterized. NCBI's taxonomy places the organism in Eukaryota, Metazoa, Arthropoda, Insecta, Diptera, Tephritidae. The record is from RefSeq and is a predicted model, not a curated record.